This is a messenger RNA of Trichoderma gamsii, 1707 nucleotides long. Its product is annotated as haspin protein kinase. Gene Ontology annotation, molecular function: histone H3T3 kinase activity. Gene Ontology annotation, biological process: intracellular signal transduction; mitotic cell cycle. The record is from RefSeq and is a predicted model, not a curated record. Gene Ontology annotation, cellular component: nucleus; cytoplasm. Bases 1 to 1707 code for a protein of 568 amino acids. Lineage: Eukaryota; Fungi; Ascomycota; Sordariomycetes; Hypocreales; Hypocreaceae. The transcript is spliced from 2 exons.
AUGAGCAAAAUGCGUCGCACAACAGUAGCCCGUCAAUAUGGAAAACAGUCCAAGAAAUCCACCGCGGAAAGGAUGUUUGCAGAGCUGGUCCAGGCCCCGGUCCGAGAGCCAUCCAACAGACAGGAUGAAAAACAGAAUACAAGGCCAAUUGACGAACAAGUCGACCCGCUCACCACAAGCUUUGCUGAGAUUUCGAUCUUAGAGAGCCCUAAGAAGCCGAGGAGUCGGACAAAAGUAGCGGAAGAAGAUGUGUCGAUUGUGGUGGACGAACUCAAAUUACGGGAUAGGGAAAGGCCUAAGAGAAAGUCUGCUAGAGGGGCCAAGUCGGUUGUUAUUGAAGAAGAUAUUUCAGAAAGGACGAUUCAAGUCUCAGAAGAUGACACUCUUAAACCUCUGAAACAAGAACGUCGAAGCGUACGGACACGCGAUGCUGUGCCGCAAACCAGGGCAAAAAGGCCUGUUCCUUCAAUAGCGCAAGAGCAAGCCUUGAGAGUUCUCACUUGGGGCGAUGUCUGUCCUCCUGGAGAUCAGAUUAAGAAGAUUGCCGAAGCCUCCUCCGCAGAGGUUUACCGAAUCACCAAUAAACGAGGCACGAGCAUCAUCAAGGCCAUACGACUGGCCUCGCCUAUCAAAGCCCUCACAAAGGCGCAGGUAGCAUCUGGCCUCGUUGAUGAAGAGCCCCAUUCAGAGAUUGACGUCAAAAACGAGUUACAAAUAUCCGAAUGGCUGGCCGACAUUCCAGGAUUCGCUGUUUACAAAGAACGCUACCUUGUGAAGGGCAGAACGACAAACGAGCUUCUGGAGACGCAUCAAACAGUGCAGAAGAAGAUGAGGAGAGAGGACCCGGGCAGAGCGCAGUAUUAUCCUUCGCCGAGCCGGUAUCUGGAUGACACCACCUUUUUAGUUGUAGAACUAGGGGAUGCAGGGAAAUCGCUGGAGAACUGGGAGCUGGACAGCGUGGAUCAGUUGUGGGAUAUUUUCCUUUUGGAGACAAUCGCACUUGCAAGAGCUGAGGAGGUCGCCAUGUUUGAGCAUCGUGAUUUGCACGAGGGUAAUCUCUGCGUCAAACAAGCCCGCCCCCCUCGGCAGAGGGACCCCAAAGAAGAUGGCUUCUUUGGCUAUUCGGGCUUAGAUAUCACAAUCUUAGAUUACGGGCUCUCACGAGCUGAAGACCUGACAAACGAUGAUGCCGCGCCCAUCGUCUACGACCUAGAAAGGGAUCUCACCCUAUUCACUAGCACUUACAAUCCGCAGUGCAAAGUCUAUAGGCAAAUGCGGUCCUUCUUGCUCCGUGCUGACCGAAACUGGAUGCCUCCAGAAGCCCACAGUAUCCCUUAUGCCACAGGUAUUGACGGGCCGCUUUCUUGGGAUGCAUAUGUGCCUUACACGAAUGUGCUCUGGCUGGCUUACACGUACGAGUACUUGGUGGAGCAUUUUGAAGGCAGCAAGAGAGAACUCGCAAGGUUCAAGAAAGAGACGGCGGAGUUGUGGAAGUAUUUGAACCCAGACGCCCCCAAGAACGUGCCUGCUUUCGGGUGCGCGGCUGAUGUGGCAUGUUUUGCACUGGAGUCUGGUUGGAUUCGGGAAGACCAGCUUUUGGGGGCAUCGACCACGCUGUUGGAGAGAGAAGAUAGCAUAAUCGCCUCAAGGAUUUUAGAGCCUGCUGAAGAGACACCGCGGAGAUCACAGAGAACGCGCAGGUCAUGA